CACGUUGUGUCAGCAGGAAGAGAACAGUGUUGACCGUCCUCUGGUGAUGUGAAUGGUGUGUAAUCUACACAUCCACACCUACUGAACAACAUGGAGCGAUAGUAGCGUUAGUUUUUUUUCUUACCCCGUCGAAGGAGCCAAUACCCGGCGUAUAAACGAGUCGCAGUGAUGUCGCUAAACCGGUGCAUGUAUUUGUUUUCUCGGCUUCAACGCCACAUUAGCCCUCAUACUGCCAGGAUCACCGCUGGUAGCUGUCAUGUGCCUUCUGGUGUUUUACAUAAACAGCACCAGGCCGGCUCUGGUGUCUGUAGCAGACAUGUGUCGUCAAACAGCUCUUCUCCAAAAGCCCCGGACACCUCUCUGUUUGUCCCCGUCCCUCUGAAGACCGACCCCGCGGUGGACGGGAGUGUGGGAGCAGAGCUGACCCAGCCGCUCGAUAAGAAUCAGCUGCUGAAAAUGCUGAACAAGUUUUAUAAGAGGAGAGAGAUGCAGAAGCUGGCAGCAGACCAUGGCCUGGAUGCUCGUCUGUUCCACCAGGCCUUCAUUAGCUUCAGGAAGUAUGUCCUGGAAAUGACAGCACUCCCCGCUGACCUGCACAUCAUCCUCAGUGACAUCUGCUUUGGAGCCGGUCAUGUAGAUGACAUCUACCCGUACUUCAUGCGUCACGCCAAGCAGAUCUUUCCUAUGCUGGACUGUAUGGAUGACCUGAGACAGAUCUCCGACCUCAGACAUCCUGCUAACUGGUAUCCCGAGGCUCGUGUCAUCCAGAGGAAGGUGAUUUUCCAUGCUGGUCCCACUAACAGUGGUAAAACCUACCACGCCAUCCAGCGCUUCCUGGCUGCCAAGUCUGGAGUCUACUGCGGCCCUCUGAAGCUGCUGGCCCACGAGAUCUUUGAGAAGACCAAUGCGGCCGGUGUGAGAUGUGACUUGGUUACCGGAGAGGAAAGGACAUUCACGGACCCCGAGGGUCGAGCAUCUGGUCAUGUAGCCUGUACCAUUGAGAUGUGCAGCGUCAACACACCUUAUGAAGUGGCUGUGAUCGAUGAAAUUCAGAUGAUCAGAGAUCUGUCCAGAGGCUGGGCCUGGACCAGAGCACUGCUGGGUCUGUGUGCGGAGGAGAUCCAUGUGUGUGGGGAACCUGCAGCCAUCAACUUCAUCAGAGAGUUGAUGUUCACCACCGGAGAGGAGGUGGAGGUCCACAACUAUGAGCGUUUAACUCCUUUCACAAUCCUGGAUCAGGCUGUGGAGUCAUUAGACAACCUGAGACCAGGAGACUGCAUCGUCUGCUUCAGCAAAAACGACAUCUACUCCAUCAGCAGGCAGAUUGAGGCCAGAGGACUAGAAUGUGCCGUCAUUUACGGCAGCUUACCUCCAGGCACCAAGUUGUCACAAGCCAAGAAGUUUAAUGACCCCGAUGACGCCUGCAAGAUACUGGUGGCUACAGAUGCUAUCGGGAUGGGCCUGAACCUGAGUAUAAAACGUAUCAUCUUCAACAGUCUGAUAAAGCCCAACAUUAAUGAGAAGGGGGAGAAGCAGAUGGACGCCAUCAGCACAUCACAAGCCCUGCAGAUAGCCGGCCGCGCAGGGAGGUUCUCCUCCAAGUUUAAAGAGGGAGAGGUUACCACCAUGCACAGAGAAGAUCUUCCUGUUCUGAAGGAAAUACUCAGCCAAUCCGUGGACCCGAUAGAGACUGCAGGUCUGCAUCCUACAGCAGAGCAGAUCGAGAUGUUUGCUUAUCACCUGCCCGAUGCUUCACUGUCAAACCUUGUUGACAUAUUCGUCAGCCUCUCUCAGGUGGACGGUGUGUAUUUUGUCUGCAACAUUGACGACUUCAAGUUCCUGGCUGACAUGAUUCAGCACAUCCCGCUGAACCUGAGGUCGCGUUACGUCUUCUGCACCGCUCCCAUCAACAAGAAACAGCCGUUUGUCUGCACGUCGUUCCUCAAGUUUGCCCGUCAGUUCAGUCGAGACGAGCCUCUGACAUUUGACUGGAUCUGUCGCCAUAUCAACUGGCCUCUGGCUCUACCCAAAAACAUAAAAGACCUGGUUCACUUGGAAGCUGUCCACGAUGUGUUAGAUCUUUAUCUUUGGUUAAGCUACCGUUUCAUGGACAUGUUUCCAGACACGGCCAUGAUUCGGAAAAUCCAGCAGGAACUUGAUCACACCAUCCAAGAAGGUGUGCUGAAUAUCACCCGUCUCAUCAGAGCCUCUAACUCAACCAUCACUGACCCCCUGCAGACACAGGGCAGCAUGCACGGUAAUGUUGGAACAUCCAGCAGUAAUAAUGUGACCGGCCGCACAGGUCAAAGGAGACAAGGGGGCUCAGGAGUGAUGAUUGACAGCUCUCUGGCCAGUCGCCUGGUGAGAGAAGGGCUCCUGACGACCGAUAUGCUCCUGCAACUGCAGAGGGAGUGGUCUGAAGAAACAGACGAUAAAAAUAAUGACAACACAGGGAAAAGAAAAAAUAAGAAGAAAUGAAGAGGGGCAUCAUUAUGUGUUGGUUGUUAUGACAAAAUUGUUCCCAUGGAGAUCGACAAGUGAUUCAAACCUUGAAUAACAUCUGGUGGUUUAAAAUUGGAAAAAGGGGGAUCUAUGCACAGUUCAAGCACUAAAGCUAAAAUAUAAACAUCAAAAUGGGUCUGCUAAAAUCUCACAGUGUGUCACAUCUUUCUCUUCCAAACUGUUAGAAGUGCUAUAAAAUGAUUCCAGUUAAUGUACGUAAAUGUCCCUCCUGUAAACCACUGGCUGCUCUGUUGCCCAGCUGACAGAUCCUGGGUAUGUUAGGACACAUUAUCCUAUUUUCAGUGUGAGCAUAAAAUGACUUCCAGUUACAAUCAUGGCGGAGAGUGAAAACUGGUUGGCUGGUUAUUUCAUGUGAAGCUGCCCAGCAACAAAACUUGCCCGAUCUGCAGCUGGUCUUCAGUUCUCACAAACUGACGAUGUGCUCAGUGUUUCGGUGAAGAGUCUCACUGUUGUAAAUGCUGUUUUAGAAGCAUUAUAGAUCAUGAAACACUGUGAAAUGCGCAGUACAUGUGUGUUUUGCAGGUCUGGAAUCAUUGUGCUUUUAUUGUGCAACGUAUAGUUGAAAGCGAAAGAAUAACAUAUUUAUACUUCGGCAGUUAAACUACUCUGAAAUGAAUUUCAAUUUUAUUUUCGAACAUUUUGAAUAGAUUGAAGCCCUGUUAGUGUCUAUACACAGAUAUGCCGUAUUUUUUCUUAUUUGUAUAUUUACUGUGAUGACAUGAGUCAAAUUAAAAUCUGCUAUGUUUGAACUGU
This is a messenger RNA of Acanthopagrus latus (yellowfin seabream), 3276 nucleotides long. RefSeq names its product SUV3-like helicase (gene supv3l1). Gene Ontology annotation, cellular component: mitochondrial degradosome. The coding region runs from base 169 to 2478 and encodes 769 amino acids. Lineage: Eukaryota; Metazoa; Chordata; Actinopteri; Spariformes; Sparidae. The transcript has 16 exons. The record is from RefSeq and is a predicted model, not a curated record. Gene Ontology annotation, molecular function: RNA helicase activity; hydrolase activity, acting on acid anhydrides; ATP binding. Gene Ontology annotation, biological process: mitochondrial RNA 3'-end processing; RNA catabolic process.